AUGAUGCGUCGUAUUAAAGAAGAGUUACUACAACAUGCUCAGCAGUUGAAGAAACUGGAUUUUCAUUUGAAACGUCCCGAUAACGUAUGUGUUGCACAGGAAAUUGUUGAGAGAAUUGAACCUAUGAACAAUCAACGUGAACCUGAUGAAUCUGAUGACUCGGAUGGUUCAGAGCGUAUUGCUAGUGAAGUUGAAGUCGAUGGUGCUGCUAAUCCACGAAUAUUGAAUACAAAUCAAAUAUUUAUCGCUGGUUUAUCAUCGACUAUGCCCGAAAAACUUCUGUUCGAUGUACUUUGGGAUAUAUUUUCUACUGUUGGUGAAAUUAAAAUUAAUAGACGAACAAGAAAGCCUAUGAUCUAUUUAUUUAAACAAAAAGAUAAGAUGUCUCAACUGACUGGUAAUGCAAUGGUCACGUUUAACGAAGAAGAAUCAGCAAUCAAAGCAAUUGAAAAAUAUAAUGAAAAACGUAUAUCAAUAUUGAAUAAUGCACGAAUUCUUGUUAAGCCGUCGAAAAAGAUGUGUACGAGAUCAGAAAUAUUACCGACGUCAACACCAACACUUAGAUCAGGACCAGUGCCGCAAGAAUAUCCGGGAAAAGGGAAAGGCAAGCAACGGAAGCCUAAUGCAUCUGAUGACUUGGAUGGUUCAGAGAGUACUGAUAGUGAAAUUGAAGUCGAUGGUGGUGCUAAUCCACGAAUAUUGAAUACAAAUCAAAUAUUUAUCACUGGUUUACCAUCGACUAUGUCCGAAAAACUUCUGUUCGAUACACUUUGGGAUAUAUUUUCUACUGUUGGUGAAAUUAAAGUAACUAAAAAGAAAAUUCUAUGA
Messenger RNA from Rotaria sp. Silwood2, 828 nucleotides. Lineage: Eukaryota; Metazoa; Rotifera; Eurotatoria; Philodinida; Philodinidae. The record is from the annotation of a GenBank genome assembly.